AUGCUUCGAGUGCUUCGCAGGUCUUCGAGUUUCAACCUGGUCGGGCCUUUCCCGGCUGCGAUCCGGCCGAGGCUGGGUGUUCGGGAACAGAGCGGCGCGGCCAGUUAUGUGGAAAGCCUCACGCAGCUGGGUCGCAAAGUGACACUGCCCAAGUCACCGUCGGAAGCUGUUCUUGAGAAAGUUGCAAACAUGCACGAGAAUUACCCUUACGUGACGCGCUUCACCUGCCCCGAGUUCACGUCGCUCUGUCCUCUUACAGGGCAACCGGACUUUUGUCAUAUGGUAAUAGACUAUGUGCCAGACAAGUGGCUCGUGGAGAGCAAAUCGCUAAAGUUGUAUUUACAUUCGUUUCGUAAUCACGGAGACUUCCACGAGGCAUGCACUAUUGGUAUUGCCCGUAGGCUCACGACGGAACUAGAACCCAAGUGGCUGCGCAUCGCGGGCUACUGGUAUCCGCGUGGUGGCAUUCCAAUCGAUGUCUUCUACCAGACGGGGGAGCCACCAAAAGGUCUCUGGAUACCCGAUACAGGUGUUCAGCCGUAUCGCGGUAGAGGCUGA
Molecule: messenger RNA, 558 nt
Organism: Cyanidioschyzon merolae strain 10D
Lineage: Eukaryota; Rhodophyta; Bangiophyceae; Cyanidiales; Cyanidiaceae
Exons: 1
Coding region: 1-558 (185 amino acids)
Biological process (GO): tRNA queuosine(34) biosynthetic process
Cellular component (GO): cytoplasm
Molecular function (GO): preQ1 synthase activity
Source: RefSeq, a predicted model, not a curated record